This is a messenger RNA of Corylus avellana, 1114 nucleotides long. The record is from RefSeq and is a predicted model, not a curated record. Lineage: Eukaryota; Viridiplantae; Streptophyta; Magnoliopsida; Fagales; Betulaceae.
AUGAAGCUUACAUUUGGAAAUAUGACCACUGAGCUAAACAUCCUCAAUAUUCAAACAUGUUUACAAAAUUCCAACAAUGAUGAUAUAGAAUUGGACAUGGCUAAUGUUGUUUUGGAUGUUACUCUGUUUAAGAUCGCCCUGUGUCAGUUAUCUGUUACAUCAGAGAAGAAUCAGAAUCUGGCUCGUGCUGAUAAUUUGAUUAAAGUAGCUGCAGAGAAUGGCGCAAGGCUUGUUGUUUUACCUGAGAUGUGGAACUGCCCUUAUUCAAAAGAUUUCUUUGCAAAAUUUGCCGAGGACUUUGACAAGGAGGAUGCCUCGCCAACUUUUUCCAUGUUAUCCAGAGCUGCUGCCUUUCAUGGGAUCACCAUUGUUGGUGGGUCUGUGCCCGAAUGGAGUAAUGGUCACUUGUACAAUACUUGCUGUGUUUUUGGAGCCGAUGGAAAGCUCAAGGCAAAGCAUAGGAAAAUACAUCUGUUUGACAUUGAAAUUCCGGGAGAAAUUUCAUUCAAGGAAUCUGAAAUCUUUGCUGCAGGAGAUAAGCCUACCAUUGUGGACACUGAAAUUGGUCGUGUUGGAGUGGGAAUUUGCCAUGACAUACGUUUUCCAGAACUUGCUAUGUUAUAUGGAGCCAAAGGUGCUCAUAUAAUAUGCUAUCCUGGGGCCUUCAACAUGAGCACAGGCGAAUUGAUUUGGGAACUGAUGCAGAGGAUCAGGGCAGCAGAUAACCAGCUAUUUGUAGCUACUUGCUCACCUUCUCGGGAUUCUAGUUGUUUCUAUCCGAUAUGGGGCCACUCUACCUUGGUUGGACCGUUUGGAGGGAUAACUGUGAGCUCAGGGCAUGAAGAGACUCUGGUGAUUGCUGAGAUUGAUUAUUCCCAAAUUGAACUUCAAAGGAAAAACCUUCCUCUUGAGAAGCAAAUGCUGGGAGAUAUUUAUCAGUUUGUUGAUAAACAUAAUGAAGAACAAACGCCUUGAAGGGAAUGCAGUUACUGGGGACAUUGCUGUAUUCAUAAAUUCAUUAAAAUAACAGGAUAUCUUCUGUAAAAAUAUGGACGGUCGAGAUUUAAUUUAUACAAGUACACACAUGACAUGCUGGGGAUAAUUACGCCAGUUU